AGUUCCCCGAUGACCCAGUGACCUCCUGCACUUCCCGAGUCCCGGCUGCUCGGCCUCCGCCCCGGCCUUCACCCCCGGGGUGAAGACGGGUCGGGGACCUGCACCCCCCUUUUCUCUCCAUUUCCCCGCUCUGGCGUCAGCCUCCGCGCGCUCCCUCCCGGUACCCGGAUAGGUUCGACAUUCUCGAAUCCCGGUUCCCCCACUUCCUGGGACCAGGAUGCCAGCCUCCCCAAAGCCCGGGGACAAGAAUCUCAUUUUCAUCUUCUACCAGAGCCAGCAGCCGUUGGGAAAGAAGACUGUGCUCCUUGAACAAGUUUCACUCCCGUCACUCUCUCAGCCCCGCAGGCACCAGCCAGCCUCGAAGAGCAGGAUGGACCUUGACGUGGUCAAUAUGUUCGUGAUCGCGGGCGGGACGCUGGCCAUCCCCAUCCUGGCAUUUGUGGCCUCCUUUCUCCUGUGGCCUUCGGCGCUGAUAAGAAUCUAUUACUGGUACUGGCGGCGGGCCUUGGGCAUGCAGGUCCGCUAUGUCCAGCAUGAAGACUAUCAGUUCUGUUACUCCUUCCGCGGCCGGCCUGGGCACAGGCCGUCCGUCCUCCUGCUCCACGGCUUCUCCGCCCACAAGGACAUGUGGCUCAGCUUGGUCAAGUUCCUUCCAAAGAACCUGCAUUUGAUCUGCGUGGACAUGCCAGGACAUGAGGGUACCACCCGCUCUCCCCUGGAUGACCUGUCCAUAGACGGGCAAGUCAAGAGGAUACACCAGUUUGUGGAAUGCCUCAAGCUGAACAAAAAACCGUUCCACCUGAUGGGCACCUCCAUGGGCGGCAAUGUGGCCGGCGUGUACGCUGCUUACUACCCGUCGGAUAUCGGCAGCCUGACCCUCGUGUGCCCCGCUGGCCUGCAAUACCCAACUGAUAAUCAGUUCGUACGACGGCUCAGAGAACUGCAGGAAUCGGCCGCCGUAGAGAAGAUCCCGCUGAUCCCGUCCACCCCAGAGGAGAUGAGCGAGAUGCUGCAGCUCUGCUCCUACGUCCGCUUCAAGGUGCCCCAGCAGAUCCUGCAAGGCCUUGUCGACGUCCGCAUCCCUCAUAACAACUUCUACCGGAAGCUGUUUUUGGAAAUCAUCAAUGAGAAGUCGAGAUACUCCCUCCAUCAGAACAUGGACAAGAUCAAGGCCCCCACGCAGAUCAUCUGGGGGAAACAAGACCAGGUGAUCGAUGUGUCCGGGGCAGACAUGCUGGCCAAGUCUAUCCCCAACUGCCAGGUGGAACUUCUGGAAAACUGUGGGCACUCUGUGGUGAUGGAGAGGCCUAGGAAGACAGCCAAGCUCCUCGUCGACUUUUUAGCUUCUGUGCACAGUACAGACAACAACAAGAAGCUGGACUGAGGCCCCGAGCGCAGCCUGCCAUCCGCACGCCGCAUCCGCUCCUGUCUCCAAAUCUGACGCAGCCACCACUUCUCAGGGAUCCUGCCCCAAACGCGGCCAGAGCGCCAGCAGCCCUGAGGAAGCCAGUGCCCUGCCCCGGUCAGACCCACAGAGCUCUGGGGGCUACGAAGAAAUCUCCAAGAUGUUUUUUCACUAAAUAGAAACUCAUACGGAACAAAAUCAGAAAACCCAGCCUGGAAACCUCCCGAGAAGUCUUCAGGUUCAUUCGCAACGCGGUCCCCUUGAGCCACAAUCACUGAGGACAUCAUUUUCUUUGAAACACGUUUUACAGGCUGAGACUUGAGGUAUUGCUGUUGCUUCAGGCGUUCUCCCCUGCAUGGUCAGCGGCUGUGUUAGGAGCAUUAGUCCCCAUUCGCCGAGCCCUUCUUGUUUAUGUCUUAAGUUUUACAGAGAGGCCCCGAUGUGAGUGCAGCCCGUCAGCUGCAAGACCCCGCUGUGAAGGGGCAGCUGCAGAUGUUUGCACCUGCAGAGGGACAUGGUUCCGCCUCGGCCAGCCCUCGGAGCAGCAGAGAACACACCUCUCCCGUGGGGGUUCCAUCCGCCCCACGUGUCAGCUGUGCCACGAGGGAACUCGGUCACAGUGUGAAGCACACCUGGCAGGGUGGGUUUCUGGGAAUAAUUUAUUUUAAAAAAUAGGUCUAAUGGUCUGGCCCAUGUGGCUCAAUGGUUGAGCGUUGACCUAUGAACC
Messenger RNA from Myotis brandtii (Brandt's bat), 2132 nucleotides. It is a transcript of the gene ABHD6, whose product is annotated as abhydrolase domain containing 6. The coding region runs from base 218 to 1384 and encodes 388 amino acids. NCBI's taxonomy places the organism in Eukaryota, Metazoa, Chordata, Mammalia, Chiroptera, Vespertilionidae. The record is from RefSeq and is a predicted model, not a curated record. The transcript has 10 exons.